UUUUUUCUUUGGUUUAUUUUUUUUUUUUUUUUGUUCUAUUCACAAUUUCAAAUGUGUCAUUUAUUGGACCUGUAAUUGUGAAAGUGAUUAAGUAUGAUAAUGAUGAAAUAAUAUAUAAUUGUAUAAUAAUAAAUUAAAUAUAUACAAACAAAUAAUCAUAUAUUAUUAUAAAUUCACAUUAGAAUAAAAGUUAAAACAUUAGGAAGAUUGGUCUAUUUUUCUUGGGAAAAACGGAUAUUUGUAUAAAAAUGGAUAAAACUGAAAAAUUGAAACUAGUCAAGAAUACUAUUAAGAGUUAUGAUAAUUUUCCUACAUAUGGUGUUAAUUUUCGAGAUAUAUUCCCUGUAUUCCAAAACACGUUAGCAUUAAAAGCUUUGAGAGAUCUACUAGUGGAACAUGUUUUGUUCCUUGAAAUUGAUUUGAUUGCAGGUUUGGAUUCCCGUGGAUUUUUACUUGGUCCAAUGGUAUGUAUAGAAAUUGAUAAACCUUUCAUACCAAUCAGAAAAAAAGGGAAACUACCAGGAAAGGUUUUAAGUCAGGACUAUAGUUUGGAAUACGGAGAGUCCACAUUGGAAUUACAAAUAAGUAGCGUUAAAGAAGGUACCCGAGUGCUUAUAAUUGAUGAUUUAUUGGCAACUGGAGGCUCUAUAGGUGCUGCUAUAAAUUUAUUAACAGCUGCAAACGUAAAAGUAGUAGAAUGUUUAGUGGUAAUAGAGUUGUUGGAAUUAAAGGCACGAGAAAAAUUCGAUGUACCUAUUUACUCAAUUGUUCAAUUUUGAUGACAAAAUAAAAUUACACAGAUAUAUAAAAAUAUAUAUAAAAUUAAGGCAAAAUUAAUUUCAUUAUAUAAAGCAGAAAAUUUUCUAUAUAUGAAAUAAAAUGCAAAAAAAAUAA
Messenger RNA from Vespula vulgaris, 894 nucleotides. RefSeq names its product adenine phosphoribosyltransferase (gene Aprt). Gene Ontology annotation, cellular component: cytoplasm. The coding region runs from base 249 to 779 and encodes 176 amino acids. Gene Ontology annotation, molecular function: AMP binding; adenine binding; adenine phosphoribosyltransferase activity. The transcript is spliced from 4 exons. The record is from RefSeq and is a predicted model, not a curated record. Gene Ontology annotation, biological process: AMP salvage; adenine salvage. Lineage: Eukaryota; Metazoa; Arthropoda; Insecta; Hymenoptera; Vespidae.